AUGAGCUGGUGGUGGACGGGCGCGAUCGGCGCGGUCAAGAAGCGGCAGGACGAGCAGGCGGCGGCGGCCGAGCCCUCGUACCAGAGCGUGGCCCUCGUCGUCGGAUCCACCGGCAUCGUCGGCACCUCGCUCCUCGACAUCCUCCCGCUCGCCGACACCCCCGGCGGGCCGUGGAAGGUCUACGCCGUCUCGCGCCGCCCGCUCCCGCCCUGGUCCCCGGCGCCCUCCCCCGCCGUCACCCACCUCCACCUCGACCUCGCCGACGCCGCCGCCGUCGCCGAGGCCCUCGGCGCCCUCACCGACAUCACCCACGUCUUCUUCGUCGCCUGGACCAGCCGCGCCACCGAGGCGGAGAACCGGGAGGCCAACGCCGCCAUGCUCCGCAACGUGCUCUCCGUCGUCGUCCCCAACUGCCCGGCCCUCGUCCACGUCUGCCUCCAGACCGGCCGCAAGCACUACGUCGGGCCCUUCGAGGCCAUCGGCAAGGUGCAGACCCCGGACCCGCCCUUCACCGAGGACAUGCCGCGCCUCGACUGCCCCAACUUCUACUACGACAUGGAGGACAUCCUCUUCGACCAGGUCUCCCGCCGCGACGGCGCCGUCAGCUGGUCCGUGCACCGCCCCACCACCGUCUUCGGCUACUCCCCGCGCAGCGCCAUGAACCUCGUCGGCAGCCUCUGCGUCUACGCCGCCAUCUGCCGGAAGGAGGGCGCCACGCUCCGGUGGCCCGGCUCCAGGGUCACCUGGGAGGGCUUCAGCGACGCCUCCGAUGCCGACCUUAUCGCCGAGCACGAGAUCUGGGCCGCCGUCGAUCCCUUCGCCAAGAACGAGGCCUUCAAUUGCAGCAACGGGGAUCUCUUCAAGUGGAAGCAUUUGUGGCCGGUCCUCGCCGAUCACUUCGGGGUGGAAUGGGCUGGCUACGAAGGGGAGGAGAACAGGUUCAAGCUCGAGGACGCCAUGGCCGGAAAGGAAGCCGUCUGGGCGGAGAUUGUCAGGGAGAAUGACCUCAUAACGACGGAGCUUGACGAGAUCACCAAUUGGUGGUUCGUCGAUGCCAUGUUUGCUGUCGAGACCCAGCUUCUGGACAGCAUGAACAAAAGCAAGGAGCAUGGCUUCCUGGGCUUCAGGAACACCGUCACCUCUUUCAACACAUGGAUCGAGAAGAUGAAGGUCUUCAAGAUUGUUCCUUGA
Messenger RNA from Miscanthus lutarioriparius, 1191 nucleotides. The record is from the annotation of a GenBank genome assembly. NCBI's taxonomy places the organism in Eukaryota, Viridiplantae, Streptophyta, Magnoliopsida, Poales, Poaceae.